AACAAUAACUCCAGAGGGAAACUUGCAGAAGCUGCAGCUUGUUCAGUUCACUUUGGAGAUUACUCUGCCUCUCUGCAAAGCUUCACCAUGGUCGACUCCUUCUGUGCCACCUGGAAACUGGUCGACAGCGAGAACUUUGAUGACUACAUGAAAGCUCUCGGCGUUGGCUUUGCCACCCGACAGGUCGGAAAUGUCACCAAGCCCACGGUGAUCAUCAGCCAGGAGGGUGACAAGGUGGUGGUCCGCACCCAGAGCACCUUCAAGAACACAGAGAUCUCCUUCAAGCUGGGAGAGGAGUUCGAUGAGACCACCGCGGAUGACAGAAACUGCAAAUCCACGGUGACUAUGGAUGGAGACAAGCUGGUCCACGUCCAGAAGUGGGACGGCAAAGAGACCAAGUUCGUCAGGGAGAUCAAGGACGGCAAGAUGGUCAUGAAUCUGACCUUCGAAGACAUCCACGCGGUGCGAAGCUACGAGAAGGCAUGAGAGCCCCGACCGACCGACCCACGGCGCUCCAAACCCGGCCCCAAGAAGUGUUGAUUUUAUAAUUAUUAUUGACUGUUUGCUUCUCUUUUGCACUUCAUCCUCCUGCACAUGUGCGCCCCCUACAGGCUGCACAUGUUUUGUAAGAAUUUUUUUUUUUAUAUGAAACAUUUCUGUCGUGAUGGAUGGAUCGUCUUUGUAAACCUGUGUGAAAACGUAAAAAUAAAAAAACACAGACUUCA
Messenger RNA from Notolabrus celidotus (New Zealand spotty), 725 nucleotides. RefSeq names its product fatty acid-binding protein, brain. The transcript is spliced from 4 exons. NCBI's taxonomy places the organism in Eukaryota, Metazoa, Chordata, Actinopteri, Labriformes, Labridae. Gene Ontology annotation, cellular component: cytosol; nucleus. The record is from RefSeq and is a predicted model, not a curated record. Gene Ontology annotation, biological process: fatty acid transport. Gene Ontology annotation, molecular function: fatty acid binding. The coding region runs from base 88 to 486 and encodes 132 amino acids.